UAAAUCAUAGCUCUCUCUCUAUUGACCGUGUUAUGAGAAAAUCCACUUCCAUAUUUUUAACAUAUGGAAGCCGCUCUCUGUGGCUUUCCCUCUCAGAGGCUGCUCAAAUGGCGCCCCAUCUGUCCUCUCCUGCAAAACCCCUCUCUCUCGACCUUUUUUCUCUCAACUGUCAAAACCCACUACUCCAAACCCAAGAACCCACCUCUCAUCAAAGCGGCUCGACCCAACACACCCCCCACCUUGACCACCACGAACCAGAGCGCAGACCCACUUGGUCGACGCGAACUUGGGAAGCUGGUUGUGAAAUGGGUUUCCCAGGGCAUGAGAGCCAUGGCUUCUGACCUUGUCUGUGCAGAGAUAAAUGGCGAAUUCUCUGAGAUUCAGCAAAGUAUGGGUCGAGGUCUCACUUUUGUUACUCAAGCUCAGCCUUAUUUGAGCGCAGUUCCCAUGCCAAAGGGAAUGGAGUCCCUUUGUUUGAAGGCGUCGACCCAUUACCCAACUUUGUUAGAUCAUUUUCAGAGAGAGUUGAAAGAAGUUUUGCAAGAGUUUCAGGGGAGGAAGCUGCUUGUUGUUGAUGAUUGGAGGCAGACUGAGUCAUGGAAGUUGCUCAAGGAGUUCUCUAAUUGUGCGCAGCAUCGUGUCAUAGUGAGAAAAGUUUCCCCUGUGAAAAGAGCCUUGCAUGGUGCCUUGGGGAUGGAACUUGAGAAGGUCCAGGCCAUGCAGAGUCAUAUCGAUGACUUUGCGAGGCAUAUGUCUGGUCUUUUGAGAAUAGAGCGUGAUUCUGAGUUAGAAGCAACCCAAGAGGAGUUGAAUGCAGUGCCCAUGCCUGAUGAGAACUCUGGUGAUUCUUUGAAGCCAAUUGAGUAUUUGGUUAGCCAUGGACAGGCCCAGCAAGAGCAAUGUGAUACGAUUUGCAAUUUGUAUGCUGUUAGCUGUUCAACAGGAUUGGGUGGAAUGCAUCUGGUUCUAUUUAGAGUGGAAGGGAACCACCGAUUACCACCAAUUAGCCUUUCUCCUGGGGACAUGGUUUGUGUGAGGGCAUGUGACAGCCGUGGAGCGGGUGCAACAUCUUGCAUGCAAGGUUUUGUAGAUAAUUUAGGGGAGGAUGGAUGCAGUAUCAGUGUAGCUCUUGAGUCUCGUCAUGGUGAUCCCACCUUUUCUAAACUCUUUGGAAAGAACGUCCGUAUUGAUCGAAUUCAUGGAUUGGCAGAUGCGCUCACUUAUGAGCGUAAUUGUGAAGCAUUAAUGCUUCUCCAGAAGAACGGUUUGCACAAAAGGAACCCUUCUAUAGCUGUUGUUGCCACUUUGUUUGGAACUAAUGAAGACAUUUCAUGGAUGGAGCAGAAUCAUUUGGUGGAAUGGAAUGAAGAUCCCACCAUUUCCGAGCUACUACCAAGAGGACCAUUUGACAAGUCCCAAUUAAGAGCAAUUGCUGUAGGCCUAAAUAAGAAGAGGCCUCUACUGGUAAUUCAAGGGCCCCCAGGCACAGGGAAGUCUGGUUUGCUAAAAGAACUGAUUACUCUUGCCGUUGAAAGAGGAGAACGAGUUCUUGUGACUGCCCCUACAAAUGCUGCGGUGGACAACAUGGUAGAGAGGCUCACAAAUGUGGGAUUAAACAUUGUUCGGGUUGGAAACCCAGUUCGUAUUUCCCCAUCUGUGGCUUCAAAGUCUUUGGCAUCAAUUGUUAAUGAUAAGCUUGCAACUUUUCGGAAAGAGCAAGAGCGAAAGAGGGCAGAUCUAAGAAAAGACUUGAGGCAUUGCUUAAAGGAUGAUUCUCUAGCUGCAGGCAUUCGCCAACUACUUAAACAACUUGGGAAAGCCCUUAAGAAAAAGGAAAAGGAAACAGUAAAAGAAGUUUUAUCAAGCGCCCAAGUAGUACUCUCUACAAAUACUGGUGCUGCUGACCCGAUAAUUCGAAGGCUGGAUUGUUUUGAUCUAGUGGUUAUAGAUGAAGCAGGGCAAGCAAUCGAACCAUCUUGCUGGAUUCCAAUUUUGCAAGGGAAGCGUACUAUACUUGCAGGGGACCAGUGCCAGCUAGCCCCAGUUAUUCUAUCAAGGAAGGCCUUGGAAGGAGGGCUUGGGGUAUCUUUAAUGGAAAGAGCAUCAAAAUUGCAUGAAGGAAUUCUAGCCACUAGAUUAACGAUACAGUAUCGUAUGAAUGACAAAAUUGCCAGUUGGGCUUCCAAAGAAAUGUACGAUGGGCUCUUAAAUUCUUCCCCAACUGUUGCUUCACAUCUUCUUGUCGAUUCUCCAUUUAUCAAGGCCACAUGGAUAACUAUGUGCCCUCUACUAUUGCUCGAUACUCGAAUGCCUUAUGGCUCCUUGUCUAUUGGUUGUGAGGAGCAUCUAGAUCCGGCUGGCACGGGUUCCCUCUAUAAUGAGGGGGAAGCGGAUAUUGUUGUGGAGCAUGUGUUCUCUCUUAUUUGUAGUGGAGUUUCUCCAACAGCAAUUGCAGUGCAGUCCCCUUAUGUAGCUCAAGUUCAGCUCCUGAGGGAAAGGCUUGAUGAAUUACCAGAGGCUUCUGGUGUUGAGGUUGCUACAAUUGACAGUUUUCAAGGACGGGAAGCUGAUGCAGUAAUUAUAUCAAUGGUCCGAUCAAAUACAUUAGGUGCUGUCGGGUUCCUGGGUGACAGUAGGAGAAUGAAUGUGGCAAUAACGAGAGCUCGGAAGCAUGUUGCAGUUGUGUGUGAUAGCUCUACCAUUUGCCACAAUACAUUUUUGGCCAGACUCCUACGCCAUAUUCGGCAUUAUGGGAGAGUGAAGCACGCGGAACCUGGUAGCUUUGGAGGAACUGGACUUAGCAUGAACCCCAUGUUGCCCUCCAUCACCUAAGAGCAAGCCACCCACUUCCAUCACCCUUGUAAAAUUAUUUAGGAGCUUUACUGUGAUUCUCUCUCUCUCUGUACAUAAUUUAAUUUAUUCUACAGGAGUGUAAUAAUUUUUGUAUUGAUGAAUGGUGACGAUUCAUUUCCACAGGAUGUCGAACCAGACAGAUGUCACAACAACUGUAAUUUGUGUACAAUAUUUUGGAGGGAAAUUACAUGCAAUUUACCUCAUGAGAAGGGGAGUUUAAAGAUUUUAUUCUCUAUCCUCCUUAGUAGGUAAAAGAUGGGAAUUCAAAAUAGAGAUGGAAGGAUAUCAUGCCUCAUUCUACGGCA
Molecule: messenger RNA, 3158 nt
Organism: Amborella trichopoda
Lineage: Eukaryota; Viridiplantae; Streptophyta; Magnoliopsida; Amborellales; Amborellaceae
Product: P-loop containing nucleoside triphosphate hydrolases superfamily protein
Molecular function (GO): 5'-3' DNA helicase activity
Source: RefSeq, a predicted model, not a curated record